Messenger RNA from Phycodurus eques (leafy seadragon), 2502 nucleotides. RefSeq names its product sterol carrier protein 2b (gene scp2b). The record is from RefSeq and is a predicted model, not a curated record. The transcript is spliced from 5 exons. Gene Ontology annotation, cellular component: cytosol. Bases 118 to 537 code for a protein of 139 amino acids. Lineage: Eukaryota; Metazoa; Chordata; Actinopteri; Syngnathiformes; Syngnathidae.
UAAUCGAGUCUGAACAGAAAGGAGGCAACCCGGAAGUGCAGUUCAAGAGCAGCAAAGUUCGCUGACACCUGUACUAACUCUUCUUCUUGCCAGUGUUACCUCGUUCUUCUUGACAAAAUGCCCGAAAGACACACACCAAGGAUUGUGGCCGCCAGGAGCAGCGCCAGUGACAGCCUGGAGGGCUUCAAAGCGCACGCCGUGUUCCAGGAGAUCAAUAAGAAGCUGCAGCAGGACGGCGACGCGUUUGUGAAGAAGAUCGGCGGCGUGUUUGCAUUCAAGGUGAAGGACGGUCCGGGCGGUAAGGAGGCCACGUGGUUCGUCGACGUCAAGAACGGCAGCGGCUGCGUGCACAACGACACGGCCAAGAAAGCAGACUGCACCAUCGCCAUGUCCGACUCGGACCUGCUGGCCUUGAUGACAGGAAAGAUGAACCCACAGACGGCCUUCUUCCAGGGCAAGCUGAAGAUCACCGGCAACAUGGGCCUGGCCAUGAAGCUCCAGAACCUUCAGCUGCAGCCGGCCAAGGCCAAGCUGUAGACGCCCGGCGGGGUCACCCGGAGGCGGAGGCGGAGGCGCGGGAGUCCGCUCACACGACUCGAAGCGACCGAUUUUAGGACUUGGGACUUGCUUGGACCGGAAGUAGGAAAUACUCGCCUCGACUUUGACUUAAAGUAUGUGACUUGGCAAGUGUUGCCUGUUACAUUUGAAAAUGUGCAUAACGAUUCAAUAUUCAAGUGUACCUUCUGUUUUGUUUUUGAAAGAAAAGUUAUUUUUUGUGAGCUUUGCAGCUACGAUGCAAAGUGCAGACGCAAGUAGUAAUUACUUUUCAAUUUGAAUUCAACUGUGAUUUUUUUUUUUUUUUUUUUGGGGGGGGGAUCAAAAUGGGAUUAAGAGAGAGGCAACAUGCAUGCGAGGUUUGCAAGUCAAAGAUAAGAGACGGACUCCAAUGACAUUUCACUUCACUGGUGACUAUAAAAGCCACAAAGACAGAUGAGCUACGUUAACAUCACAGUUUAGCUGAUUCACUUUGACAUCAGUUAUGCUUUUAUUUGGCAAGACAAAGUAAUAAACAAUACCAAGGCUGUUUUGGGACCAUGUUAGUCCAACUAACUAAUUAACGAACACAAGUACAGAUGGCUAAUGAACAAAUACAGUUGUCCCUCACCAGAUCGGGGUUCACUUUGACUUUUUUCCAUGUGGUGGAUCUUGAGCUGUACCGCAGAAUUUUGUGGCAUCCAUUUUGUCACUGCAGAAAAAGCGGCGCAAUCAGCCCCGGCCGACAAGGAGGAAAUUGUGUGUAAAAGGCAGAGAAUGGCCAACGUGUGGGAUCCAUUUACAGUGCAAUGUGUGUGCCGCAGAGCGGAACUGCUUCGCCCCAGUGCGUGUCUACGGUAAAGUAAGCGCGGUCGGCUCCUUGAACGUACGUAGCCUACCACCGCUAGUUGGAACUAGCAUAAGAGGGCUCGACAGCAACUUUUGCGCCGGUGGCACGUGAUUUGCUCGCACUCUUUCUUGGGUUGUUACAGCAUGACCACGCAAGUCCUGACUUGACUCCACUUGCUUUGUGUGACUUUUUCUUUUUUUCUUUUUUCCCAGUUCGGACUAGAGACUCCCUCGAGACUUCCUCCCACCUCUGGCGGGAAGGGCCUCAAAGAUGGAGUCCAACACGUGUUUUACAUUUAGCGCGGCGUACUCAUUUACAUCCUUUUUCCACCUUUAAUCAUCUGAAGUCUUUUCUGUUAAUUUGGCCAACAUGAGCGCUGUUACCGUUUCUUUUUAUAAUUUUUUUUUUUUUUUUAAGCUCGCACUCAACGAGGGUAAAGAACUCUGUGAAUUUUGAGCCGUUUAACUUGUAGGACCUUAAAUGCGGACGUCUGCGUCGCGCCGCUGCGUGACGGAAGCUUCCGGACUGCCGCGUUGACCCACUUUUCUGCUCGGCGCUCAGGCUGGGAUUACUCUGGCGGAGCCCGCCGGGAUGCGCGGGAUUGGUGUCAUCCCCCUUGUGUGCGCGUGUGCACAAGACACACUGGAACACGUUGACGUUCCCGCACGAACAAGGUCACCUGCAGGUUUUCGGACAUUUUCUAUUUUCUUCGGAAAGCGCGGCGGUCUCAAACUUUGGAAUUCUUAUCAUAGGAAUUGUUCUUCGGGUCGUUUUUGUUGAAAUAUCACACCCUGCUCGAUCUGUGACGUAGCCUCCGGUUACGCUGACGACGGACAUUAAAGAUGCAAAAAAUGUUUUUUUAGGAUCCAAGAAAUGGUUUUUAGGGUUGACUUGGGACAUUUAAGUGUUUGUUUGUUUUUCAUAGAAAAAAUUCAGAUGGAUCAAACUGUCUGCAAUCUAAUCUUACAAUGUCUAACUACAGUUCAUUCAUUAUUCAUUUUAAUGAAGUGCUCUGUGAAAUAGGAGUCAAGUAUAACAAACUGAUUGAUUGUUUUUAAGAUGAUCGACAAUUCCCUGUAAGAUUAAAAUGGUAAUGGUGACAAUAAAGUUUGUCUUUC